Messenger RNA from Chenopodium quinoa (quinoa), 1120 nucleotides. RefSeq lists its product as uncharacterized. The coding region runs from base 250 to 648 and encodes 132 amino acids. The transcript has a single exon. Lineage: Eukaryota; Viridiplantae; Streptophyta; Magnoliopsida; Caryophyllales; Amaranthaceae. The record is from RefSeq and is a predicted model, not a curated record.
GAGGAUAGCACAGUCAUGGGGAGGUGAUCAUCUUUAACCUUUGCUUGCCAUAAUUGAAACCACUUGUUCCAUCAUUUUGUUCCCCUUCUCCAAUUUUCCUUUGCCAUGACUAAAAUUCCACGCCAAGCAACAAUCCCACUACUUUACUUGUAUAUAAACCCCUUCAUCCUAAGCCUAAACCUCAAUAACCUAAUCUAAAUUAAACCUAUCUAUAACCUAUCACUCCAACCCCUGAAGUAUCAACCGAAAAUGGUACAAAGAAUUUGUUUCUUCGUUCUCUUCUCUCUGUCCUUGUUUUCCCGGAUAGCAGCACAAGACCGUGCACCCCAUGGGCUAGCUUACCAGAGCCCGGCGACAGCCUUAUCUCCCACGGCGUAUGAGUUUUUCCACCCUAAUGCACAUCAAGACCCUUGUACUAAAUCAAACUGUGCACCAAUUCCAUUAGCAGCUCAAGUGCAUGAAAUGCAGUCUGAAGCAGCAACAGAAACUUCCCCAAUAACACGUACUACUGCUUUUGGAGCUGGAACGAUUGCUGGCCCUGCUUUUGCAGCCAUUAUAGUCCUCUGCUUGGCAAUUGGCAUUUACUACGUGGCUAAGACUCGUCAAGAAAAUGUAAAUCGUACUAAACCUAUCCAACCAGAUGUUUAAUUAUAUGUUUUCAUAGUUUUACUGAAACCGUCUUUUACCUGUAUUAUACAGCUUUCAGGCUUACAGAUUUCUAGCCACAUAAUAGUGUGUUUUUUUUUUCGUCUUUUUAGUUAGUAAGAUGAACGAGAUGGGGUAAACUCUGGCAGCAAUUGAACCCCCAUCGCUUUCGAGCAUGGGAGAUGGGAGGGACUACUACCGUCCCUCCUCUCCCAUUCUCCCCACUAUGACAUUAGUUGCUGCUUGCUCGUGUGAGCUCACGUGUACUAGCUAGGAUCUUUUUUACUUCUCUCUUUUCGAUACGAAGAGUUUAUUGUAGUAAUUUAUUAAUGUAUACGUAAGAUUUUUGAGCAUCAGUUUGCUCAUUUCUUAUGAUUUUCUUUGCCAAACUUGUCACCCCUCUUCUUAAACAAGCAACUUAGCAACAAUUGCAAAUGGGGGAGGAGAUAAUCAUGAUUUAGACAAAUAUUAAAGU